Molecule: messenger RNA, 9581 nt
Organism: Liolophura sinensis
Lineage: Eukaryota; Metazoa; Mollusca; Polyplacophora; Chitonida; Chitonidae
Product: CREB-binding protein-like
Exons: 26
Coding region: 1208-8293 (2361 amino acids)
Biological process (GO): positive regulation of transcription by RNA polymerase II
Cellular component (GO): histone acetyltransferase complex; transcription regulator complex
Molecular function (GO): protein binding; transcription coactivator activity; zinc ion binding
Source: RefSeq, a predicted model, not a curated record
GGCCUGGCAUUAAAACCCAUCUAUCUUAACCUGGGUUAGACAAUAUUAUCUCACGUUUGUCACUCCAUGAAAGGUCUAACAUUUUAUGUCUCAAUUUUGCUAUGUCUCUUCAGUACUUGCAUGCACGUAUCUGGAGUUGGUCAACCUGAAAAACACCAGCUUUUGGGUACAAUUGGUACACCUUUUUCCUUCCCACAAACAAAAUAACAGGGAUAAAACACGGUACGUACACCUCAAACUGAUCAUGAAACCAGGCGACACUUGUCUCCCACAUGACCACAGCAGUGCUUGCUGCUGAAAUCAACAUCAAAUCAGGACUUCAUUCAUGGUUUACUCGGCUCGAUUGUGUACAAGACUUUUUCUCCAAAUACCACUGAGCCUGGGGUGAAAAUUUCGUCGCAUACAGCUCUUCAUAUCGAUCAGAUAAUUCUACAGGAGAAUAAUGCUUCUACUUAAAUGUUACAAACACCUGACAGAGACCUAACGGUAACCCGGCCCCGCCUGUAGCUAUGUUUCAUGUGUGCAGUUAUCAUACAACCGGGGCUCCGAAGUGGGAAGGGGCAAUUUCAUUCCAUUGGAUGUUAAGUCAAUCCCAGAAACCCUUACUCGGAACUUUCCGGAACAAUCCGUAAUGUGCGACACGUGAUCUAAUUUUCGUUCGUGGCCAAUGAAAGCCUUUGAUUUAUACCACGUGAAUACCCAGCUUGACGAAUAAUUCAUCUCCGCCUGAAAUUUGGGUGUUCGGUAAUCCUCGCUGUUUUCUGUGACAAGCGUAAAACUUUUCAUCAACAGCCGCCAUCUUGGACGGGAUUUGUGAGCAAUUUGAGGGAAUUUUAAGCCCAAAUUCUCGCAUGAUUAUUCGCGGAAUUAGGAUUUUUUUCCGUAGAUGGUUUACAUGGUGUUUCGUAGAAUAGGCCUACGUGGAUCAUGGCUGUUCUAAAGCUCUCUGGGGGGAGAGUUAAAGAUGAAAUGAGACGUCGUACGGCCGCUUUGUGCUCCCGCAAGCUCAUCGAGUGAAUUUCGGGACCACAGGAGCGAGUGGAUUCGGCUCUAGGAUGGGAACAGUUAAACUUUUUGCAUAUUCGGACUUGAUUUGGUUUUUUAUGGAAAUUUGUUGCGUUUGAUCUGCUCGGAGAGCCAAAUUAUUUACAUUCUCUGAGUUUAUAUACCCGGGUACCGUUCCGUGGAAGGGAAAUUGUCUCUGAACAUGGCCGACCAGCUUGGCGUUGAUGGACCUCCACCGAAGCGUCAGAAGAUUGCUUCAAGUUCAAGCGACGCCAGUGGUGAAGCUUUCACCUUGGGUGCCCUGUUGGAUUUGGAGAAAGAGUUACCUGAUGAUCUGAUGGGAGCAAGUACCAAUUCUGCUCAAAAUGGACCUAAUGAUUCACACAUAACAUCUCAGCUUUCCCAAGAUACAUCUCAAAAGCACCAACAAUUGACCCAUCUUCUGAAGGCUAGUGCAAAUCCUACACCCCCACAGCCUGGUGGCAACAACAGCACUUCCAGUCCCCAAAGCCAGGGGUCUGGCCCUCCAAGUCGAAGUCCCAGUGUGGGCAUUUCAACAUCUGUGGCAAAUGCUGUGAAAAGUCCUUUAUCAAACAGUUUGUCUUCUCCCCCUCAUGGAGUUUUAAACAAAUCGGGAACGCCUACUUCUCAUAUAAACAAUGACGCUACGGUACCGAAUAAUAGUGCUGCCUAUACUGUGGCGAACUCGAGUGGGAGUCCAGCUCUGGGCACAUUGGCCAACAUGAAUGCUAACAUGGGCAUUAAUGUGAAGGCAAUGGCUUCUCAGAACAUGCUGAAUAGUGCAGUUGGCAUCAAUCAACAGCAGCACCUUUCUCACCUUAUUAAUGGGCCUCAUCACAACAUGGGUGGACCAGGUCAGGGCCGAGGUGCAACAAGUAAUCUGUUGGGAAAUAGCCUUAACUCAAACCAGCAAGGGAAUCCUUCACAGAACAUGGGACCUCCUAGCAUGAAUGCAAAUCUGGCAAAUCAGCCAAUGAUGAAGCCUAAUGGUCCAAUGGGUGGAGGUACUGGUGGUGGGCCAUAUGGAUUUAACAACCCCAUUGUGAACCACCCUGCAUCUACAGCCCCAUUUAAUCAGCCGCUUCCUAAUGCCAUGUCCACUGCCUCUGGAAUGCCUAUGACCUCUGCUUCCAAUCAGAAUGUGACAUCAAUGAAUACUCCUGCUCAACCUGCUGUUGGGAUGCAGCAACCUCAUACUGCUGAUCCUGAAAAAAGGAAACUGAUCCAGCAACAACUGGUUUUGUUGCUGCACGCACACAAGUGUCAGAGGCGAGAGCAGGCCAAUGGCGAGGUUCAACCCUGUGCACUUCCUCACUGUAGAACUAUGAAGAAUGUCCUCACCCACAUGACCACAUGUCAGGCUGGAAAAACUUGCCAAGUUGCACAUUGUGCAUCGUCACGGCAGAUCAUCACUCACUGGAAAAAUUGCACCAGAAAUGACUGUCCUGUAUGCCUGCCUUUGAAGUAUGCAUCUGAUCGAACUAGGAAUACAGCUGGUACUGUACAGCAGAGUCCUGCCACAACUCAAGUGACUAGUUCAGGUCCAUCACCCACAGACAUGCAGAGGGCACUCAGUGCUUUAGGUUUGCCCAGCAGUUUUGCCAGCACUACGCCUCAAAACAGAAAUAAUCCUAUACAAGCAGCUCCUUUGGCAAGUUCAAGUCCUGGGAUGCUGCCACCAGCUGCCCUGAGUAAUCAACUCUCCCAGCCAGGCCAGAUACGGCCUGCUUCUGCAGGGCUGGCCUUACCGGCCCCCUUCAACCAACCCCUGAACCCUGCUGAGGCAGCACUUCCCAAUGUUGCAUUUACCAUGGGUACCAAAGACUGGCACCAGCAUGUCACACAGGACCUAAGAAAUCAUUUAGUGCACAAGCUUGUGCAUGCAAUAUUCCCUACUCCUGACCCAGCAGCUUUAAAGGACAGGAGGAUGAACAAUCUAGUCGCAUAUGCCCGUAAGGUAGAAGGAGACAUGUAUGAAACAGCUGGAAGCCGGGAGGAAUAUUACCACCUGUUGGCUGAGAAAAUCUACAAAAUUCAGAAAGAGUUGGAAGAGAAGCGAAUGAACCGGAUCAAGGAGCGGCCAGCUAAUGCUAACCAGCCCAGGGGUCCUCCCCCGCCCAGCUUUUUGCUUUCCUUAGAUGGGCCACUGUCUUCACCAGGACCCCCUGGCCCCCCAAUCCAGUCUGGGGCUCCCAGGAUGACACCACCAGCUGGGGCAAAUACAAAUGACCCCUAUGCAUUGCCACCUACUACACCUAUGCCAGAUGUGCUACGUUUACCAUCAGGACCCUUGUCUGGUCAACCACGGGCUCCCGUUCCAUCCACACAGAUGGUGUCUCCUGCCAACUCAUCUCAAGCUAAUGUAAAUGUCGGGAUGAGGGAAUCUCAACAGGACCAGAUGAAGGAUGUGUUGAGCAGACAGUUAAUGAUGGGUUCAUCGACUCCACAACAACCAACAGUGCAGCAGGAUAUCAAAGCUAAUAUUAAACUAGAGCCUCCUGAUGCACAAAUGAAUCACACCUCUCAAUCACAGACGAACCAGCAGAUCAGCUCCGGGCAGCCACCUCAGCAGGCUCAGGUAGCACAACCUGGCCAGCAGGCUCCUCAUACACCAAACUCCAUGCAGGUAAAACAAGAAAUGCAACAGGUGAAACAAGAAUUGCUACAAGUGAAACAGGAACCGUCUAGCCAACCCCAGACUCCACCUGCUCCACAGAACAAGCCCCCUGUUCCCAAACCAUCUCUCCCACCUCAGAGGUCCUCACAAGCUGCAGCUUUGGCGGCUGCCCUGUCAUCUCCCUCCUCUGUCACGACCAGUACUACAACAACAACAUCCACCAGUGUGGCCUCCUCUUCCUCCAUCACAACUACAUCAUCAAUGGGCAAAGACAUGAAGGGAGGCGUGAAGAGUGAGCCGGAUGAGGAUUCGGGAGGUAAGGGCAAAGGAAAGGGCAAAAUGAUCCUGACCAAUUCCACAUCAACCACAGCGUCCACAGGAGUGAGCACACCAGGAUCAUCACAUGGCAAACAGAUAAAGGAAGAACCCUCCUCUGGCUUUGAUCCACUCACACCGAAGACAGAGAUCACAGACACAACAAAUGAAGAAAAGAAACCAUCUCCCAUGGACACUUCUACAACUACUGCCAAUACUCCAGCAUCAAAUGCAAUCAAACCCAAAUCUAAGAAAGUUUUCAAACCAGAUGAGCUUCGUCAAGCUUUGAUGCCAACCCUGGAGAAACUCUAUAGGAUAGACCCAGAGUCGCUUCCCUUCCGUCAGCCUGUGGACCCAAUUAUGCUGCAGAUUCCUGACUACUAUGAAAUAGUAAAGAAACCAAUGGACAUGUCCACAAUCAAGAGGAAGUUAGAUACAGGCCAGUAUACAGAUCCCUGGCAGUAUGUAGAUGAUGUCUGGCUCAUGUUUGACAAUGCCUGGCUGUAUAAUAGGAAGACUUCCAGGGUGUACAAAUAUUGCUCCAAGCUUGCUGAAAUCUUUGAGGGCGAAAUUGAUGGUGUGAUGCAGAGCUUGGGUUAUUGCUGUGGUAGAAAAUAUGUCUUCAGUCCUCAAGUGUUGUGCUGUUAUGGGAAGCAGCUGUGUACAAUACCUAGAGAUGCUGUAUAUUACAACUAUCAGAACAGCUCAAGAAAACUUGGCCUUCUAUCUGACAGAUACGUUUACUGUGAAAAGUGUUUCCAAGAAAUUGUUGGUGAUGAUGUUGAGCUAGCAGAUGACCCAACCCAGCCUGUAACGAGGAUACAGAAGAGCCAGUUUCAACAGAUGAAGAAUGAUCAACUGGAUUAUGAAGAAUUUGUCGAGUGCUUAGAAUGUGGACGAAAGUGGCAUAAAAUUUGUGCAUUACAUUUGGAAUCAAUAUGGCCACAGGGAUAUGUCUGUGAGGGGUGCCACAAAGCAAAAGGGUCGAAGAGGAAAGAAAACAAAUUCAAUGCAAAAAGGUUACAAACAACAAAAAAUGGUCUCCAAAAUACCAAGCUAGGUACCUAUUUGGAAAAUCGUGUCAACAACUUCUUGAAGAAAAAAGAUGCUGGUGCUGGUGAUGUAACAAUUAGGAUUUUGUCCAGUUCUGACAAAAUUGUUGAAGUAAAACCGGGUAUGAAGUUGAGAUUUCCAGACAACAAUGAUAUGCCUGAGAGCUUCCCUUAUCGAGCUAAAGCCAUGUUUGCUUUUGAGGAAAUAGAUGGCACAGAUGUAUGUUUCUUUGGAAUGCAUGUUCAAGAGUACGGAUCUGAAUGUGACAUGCCUAAUACAAGGCGUGUGUACAUAUCAUACCUGGACAGUGUUCAUUUCUUCCAACCAAGACAUCUUCGAACAGCCGUUUAUCAUGAGAUACUCAUUGGUUAUUUGGAGUAUGUAAAGCAACUAGGGUACACCAUGGCCCACAUCUGGGCUUGCCCACCCAGUGAAGGGGAUGACUACAUCUUCCACUGUCAUCCUCCAGAACAGCGUAUUCCUAAACCAAAAAGGCUUCAGGAGUGGUACAAGAAAAUGCUGGACAAAGCCAUAAUUGAACGAGUUGUUGUUGAUUACAAGGAUAUACUCAAAGAUGCAAUUGAAAACAACUUGACUAGUGCAACGGAAAUGCCAUAUUUUGAGGGUGACUUUUGGCCAAAUGUGUUAGAGGAGAGUAUAAAAGAGCUGGACCAGGAGGAGGAAGAAAAGCGCAAGCGGGAAGAGGCAGAAGCUGCGAUGGCAGAGCAGGUGGAAACAGAAAUGGUUGAGGGCGAUGAUGUUGGCCAGUUAGCGGGCAAACAGGGCAAGAAGAAGGGACAGAAAAGUGGCCGAAACAAGAAAGCUAACAAGAGCAAGAACAGUCAACGGAAGAACAAUAAGAAGAGUAAUCUGCCCUUAGGAGGUAGCGACUUGUCUGCAAAAUUGUAUUCCACAAUGGAAAAGCAUAAAGAGGUUUUCUUUGUGAUAAGACUACACAGUGUCCAACAAGCUCAGAACUUACCUAAGAUUCAGGAUCCAGAUCCUUUAAUUUCCUGUGAUUUGAUGGAUGGCCGUGAUGCAUUCCUUACCCUCGCGCGUGAAAAACAUCUUGAAUUUUCUUCUUUACGAAGGGCAAAAUUUUCCACCAUGUGCUUACUGUUUGAGCUGCAUAACCAUGCCAAGGAUAGCUUUGUGUACACGUGCAACAACUGUAAAGCCCAAGUGGAAACCAGAUACCACUGUACAGUUUGUGAUGAUUUUGAUCUGUGUGUUCCCUGCUUUAAGAAGGACAGUCAUGAACAUAAAAUGGAGAAGCUGGGCUUUGAAAUAGAGGACGGAACUUCGUCUGGUGAUAGUCAGGAGAAUCCGCAGGAGUCCAGGAGACUUUCAAUUCAAAGGUGCAUUCAGUCCUUGGUUCAUGCAUGUCAGUGCAAAGAUGCAAACUGCAAACUUUCAACAUGCCCAAAAAUGAAACGUGUUGUUACACAUACCAAGAGCUGCAGGCGAAAGGCUAAUGGUGGUUGUUCCAUCUGCAAGCAGCUCAUUGCGUUGUGUUGCUAUCAUGCAAAACAUUGCCAGGAGAUUAAGUGCAUUGUACCAUUCUGUACUCAAAUUAAGCAUAAGUUAAGACAACAACAACUGCAGCAAAGGCUGGCCCAGGCUCAGAUGUUGCGACGAAGAAUGGCCUCAAUGCAGACGAACCGGAAUCCUACAACGGCAACAACAACAACAACACCAGCUCCACAGGUGCCAGCUCAAGUACCACCUGUGUCUUUGCCAAAUCAGUACAGUCCAGGAGCUCAAUCUGUGGCAGGUGUACCCGUGGGUGUAGGUGGGAAGAGUGGUGGUCCUCCACCAGCUGCAAUGCAUGCCGCUAGGUUUGUGCAAGAGGUUGCUCAGCAGCAGGCCAGAGUGAAACCUAUUAAUGUUAAUAUGCCGCCUCCACAGGUGCAAGCUAGGCCAAUGAACACAAUGCAAACAUCUCAACCUCAGCAACAACAACAGCACAUGUUGCCAUCGCUGGAAAGAUGGCAGUCGUAUCCUCAAGGUGGACAGCCACAACCACAGCCGAUUCAACAACCUGGGCAGAGGAUACCAAUGCAACAGCCUCCUCCCCAACAGACCAGCACUCAAGCAAUGGCCACGGGAGGGAUGAACCCACAACAGCCACGUUUCAACCAGUCAACGAAUCAGGCUCCGGUACAUGAGCUCAUGCAGGCAUUGAAAGCUCCGACAACACCACAACAGCAGGAAGUGGUCUUAUCGAUUCUCAAAUCGCAUCCUCAUCUUAUGGCUGCAGUGUUGAAGCAGAGAACAGCUCAGAUCCAACAGCAGCAACUUCAGCAUCAGCAACAGCAUCCCCAACAACAUCCUCACCCCCAACCACAACAUCCUCACCCCCAACAGAUACAACAGCAUGCACAACAUCCCCAACAACAACUGUCACAGCUUCAACAACAACAACAACACCCUCAGCAUCACCAGCAUCAACAGCAACACCCUCAACAUCAGCAACCUCAUCCUCCGCAACAGCAACAACAAAUGCAGAACAUGCCAGGACUUGCUCAAAUGCAAUCAAUGCCUCAGCAGCCAGGGGGGCAACAGUUGACGUCACAGCCUACUACACAGCAGCAGCUGUGGUAUCAGCAGCAGCGUAUCCGGCAGAUGCAACAGGAGCAGCAACAACAGCAACAACAACAGCAGCAGCAGCAGCAACAACAGCAGGCUCAGCAGUUCCAACAACCACAGGCACCACAGUUCAAUUCUCAAAGGGCGCGAGUAAACUUUGGCCAGCAGCAAAAUUACCCCGAUCCUGCUGCUCAGCAUAGAGCCCAGCAGUUCCAACAACAACAGUUAAUACAUCAGCUGCAGCAACAGAAGGCCCAAUACAAACAGAUGGUUGGGGUACAGCCAAUGAGCCCUCAGCGUAUGCUUGCCAAACAAACUGCCUCACCACAACAGCUUAUGCAGCAGGUUCGUUCCCCACCAUCAGCCACGACCCUCCCUCAAACAGUACGUUCACCACAACCGAUUCCCUCACCACGUCAACAGCCUAUUCCAUCACCUCGUCAGCUUCAACCAUCACCUCAUCACAUACCCCCAAACCAGUCCCCCAGACCAGUGAUGGGGCCAGGGGGAACAGGCGAUCCAAACCAAAUGAACUCUGAGCAAGUCAUGCUUCCUCAAAUGCAGUCCCAUGCAGGAUUGUCUCAGUUACAAAGCCCUGCUACGGCAGAGUUAGUGAUGGGGCAACCUGAUCAUGAUGUCAAUAAUCAAAUGACUGCACAAGACCAACUAUCACGAUUUGUGGACAGCUUGUAGUACUAAAUGAAAUUAUCAUAAUAAUUGUAUUACUGCUGGGGCAGCUUGUUUCACAACUUCCCUGGAAGAAGACUCUUGCGAUUCAUGGAAAGAGUUUAAGUUAUGUUUCAAUUUGUGACGCAUAUGAAGAGAUCAUUGUUCCCAGUGUACACGUAUUUGUCCAUGCUUUUCUGAACAAAUUUCCCCAGGACUUAUUGAGAAGAGUAUGUUUUAAUAUAUUAUUUUAUAUGGUCUCAUUGAAGUAUGGGAAUGUAGUUGACAGAUGCCGUACAGAACCUUGUAUGAUAUAUACAUACAUACAUACAUUCACACAGACUAUGUAUUGUCCCUGAGACCUUGUGAGGAGCCAAUGUUUAUUUCAUAUUUGUAUAGCUAGUGUUAUAAAGAUUGUCUCCCCUUGCGCUAUCUACAUGCGAUGCUGUACAAAUAUGCUAAGCUGUUAAUUGUCUGUCCUAGUUUUAUUUCUAAUAGGUGGUUAUCUGUAUAGUACUUUAACUGAACCACAUGUACUGUAAUUUGUUGUUUGCUGACUGUAAAGUAACUUACCAGCAAGACCUGGGAUCGUUACCGUCAGUGUUUGCUGUUUCAUACCAGCCAUGUGCUAUGAUUGUUGAAGAGAAGAUACUAUAUGGAGGAGAAUCAUGGAUAAAUCUCGCAUGUUAAGAUAGACUGUUUCAUAAUUCCAAUGAGUCAAAGACAUUGUACAGAAAAGCACAUUAUAAAACUCAUUUCUUACUUAUGAUAAGCUGCUAUCUUAUUUUAUGAUAUGCUGCUAUCUCAAUAAACGUGUGCACUUUUCCAGUUUUACACUAUCUGGUACCAUAUUUUUACUUGAGAAGUCGGGGUUUACAGUAUAUUCUCAAGGCUUUAGUGAUAUGAUUUGUGGGUUACGAUGGAAACCACUUUUUGUCUGCCUAUAAUAUGCUGGAUUAUGAUGCCUUUCACUUUCCUUGCAAAUUGUAUUAGUACCAUCCAUUCAGAAUAUUUUUCAAUCAGUGCCGUCCGUAUUGGAUCAGGAUACAAUCUCAGAAACUAUCUUGUUCGAAUCCAGUUUUUGUUACGACUAAAUCUUUGGCAGGUUUUCCAAGUAGGUGUGGUACGGCCUGCUGUUCACACCCACAAAACUAAUCGCCGCCAUACACGUGUAACAUUGAGCAUUGCAUGAAACGCGUUGAAAGAAAGUGACCAGAGGAAGUGGGAAUUGGUUCUUUUCAUACAUCAUUUGUCUUAAAAUGUCUCGGAUGUGUAAAAGAUGCAUAUAUGAUAAAUUUAACCACUGAUUUUAUGU